AAGCUGAUACCGUGAUUAAUAUACAUUAUAAAAUGUUCAUGAUGUGUGUCAAAUAAUUUCAAAAUUCUAUUACGUUAACAAUGGAUAUCACAGUAAAAGAUAUAAGUGGAGGAACCAGAUGGGUUUGUCCAAGUGAUAGACAUUUAUCCUUGAGAGCAAAACUCCAAACAGGCUGGUCUGUAAAAGCUGCUUCUUUAGAUUCGAAAUGGGGUACUUAUUCUAAUUCCUAUUCAGGUGGCACAAAUCGAUGUGCGCAAUCGUUUGUACUUACUGAAGAAGAACAACAAACAAUCAUACAAGUCAUUCAGAGAGCAGAAGCUUUGAACUUAUCAGAACAAGAAAGAAUUGGUAGAUUAGUAGAAAGAUUGGAAAAUAUGAAACAUAAUGUCUGUAUUGUUACUACAACAAGAUUAAACGAAAGGAAAAGAUGUAGUAGUAGAUGUUUCAAUAGUGCGCAUUGUGUAUGUUCUUGCGCCCUUUGUGGUGAAAAAUUUGGAACAGUAUUGGGUGCAUCAGCGAAUCUUUGUAAAGAUUGUCGAAAAUAUAUAUGUCAGAAAUGUGGUAUCGAAACAAACGAAUUAAACUCAACACUUUCUAAUAUUUCAACAAUGAGGGAAAAGACGCAAGAAAGAACAACUGUACAACGAAUCGUUAGACGAUCUAGCAGUAAUCAAAAACAGUUUCUUUGUCGAAUUUGUGCCGAGACUAGAGAAAUGUGGAAAAAAAGUGGGGCUUGGUUUCUCAAAGGAAUGCCAAAAUACAUUUUACCGGAGAAAAAGGAACGAGGAUGGUCGCGAUCUGUUUAUAAGACAUCCACUUGGACAAUCGGUGGUAAUAAAUCCCAUGAAUCUACAGAGUUUCAAGAUUCUUCUUCUGAUGAAGAAACCACGCGGCGUCUAGCUUUAGCUCGAGGACAAUCUAGUUCAAUCUCUAGUUUGCAAAAAAAUCAAGAUAAUACCACUAACAAAAUCCAUUCAACAUUGUCGGAUUCUGUUCAGUCAACUAGUAGUACGUCUAAAUCACCAGGCCAACGAUCGAAUGGUCUCUUGCCAUUAAAUAGCCGUGAAGAAUAUUCAGAUCAAUUAGACAGAUCUACCCUUUCUAUAAGCUCUCAAUGUAAUCGUCUUUCGCCAAGCCCUACAAGUCCUCGUUCACGAAUAAAUCCAAAAGCUAGUAAUGAUUCCCAAAUUGAACAGCACGUGUCGUUUGAAGGUGAAAUUAUCGAUGAAAAAAACAGGAAACUUGAUGAUAUUAACGAAGCUACUCGUAAAUUAGAGUUCAAUUCAUAUGAACAAUCAAAAAGCACUCAGGUACAAUCUCCCAGAUCAAAUUUUACAACAGUUCCAACGACACCAACAAUGACAAUUACAGCAACAGAACAACUUCCAGACCAGAAUCAGAUCCACGAAAAACGCAUGGAUCAAGAAGGAAGGCAAUCCUCUUCAGAACAAGAGAAUCUCCCAUAUCUUUGCAGCAACAAUCAAGUUAAUUUACGACAACAAAUGCCAGAGUACGGAAAGAGACAAAAUUAUGGAACUCUCGAAGUAUCCUUGCGAUACGAUCCAGUAACUCAAUGUCUCCAGUGCAAAGUGGAACGAGCACGAGGUUUACAACCAAUGGAUAUCCAUGGUCUCGCUGAUCCAUUUUGCAAACUCAACAUAUUACCUGUAGAUAUAGUUACGACUACGAAACGACUUCAAACAAAGACAGUCCACAAGACACGAGACCCGGAAUUCAACGAGACACUAAAUUUCUACGGUACAACAGAAACCGAUAUACGGAAUGGCAAGGCAUUGCACGUAUUAAUUCUACAAGACGAUUCAGCAGGCCAAGAAUUUUUAGGAGAAGCGAAAUUUCCUUUGCAUGAAUUACAACCGCAUCAAACAAAACAUUAUAAUGUUCCACUGCAGAAUCACUAUCCAGUGGAUAACGAAGAAGCAGCUUGGGGCGUGUUUUCCAGUGGACGAGGACAGAUUCAAGUGAGUCUAAGUUACUGUACACGACGGCGAGCAUUGAUGGUCACAAUUCAUCAAGCUACAAAUCUUCUUCCUAUGGAUAGUAAUGGAUUUUCUGAUCCAUUUGUCAAGUUGUGCCUUAUAGAAAACAUAACAAACAAUCAUCGACAACGUGUCUUCGAUUAUUCAAUCGCACGUAUUACCGCUAAGAAACUAGUAUCGAAAAAAAUCACAGGCCGAAGUUCACAAAGUACAACAAUCAAAUGGAAGACUUUAAAUCCAGAAUGGAACGAGGAGUUCGCAUUUGCUAUUCGAUUAACAGACCUUAUGAAAUUCACAUUAUAUCUUACAGUAUGGGACAAAGAUUUUGGCAAGAGUAACGACUAUCUUGGUGGACUUGAAUUAAGUUCCAAUAGCAAAGGAGCACGAUUGCAACACUGGAUAGACGUAAUCAAAUUUCCAGAUCAUCGCCAUCGAGCUUGGCAUAAUUUAAUCGAUACCAUUUUGCCUACAGAAUAAUUUAUAUUUUUACUUUUGUUAGCAUGUUGUUCAAAAUGUUUUAAUAAGGUCUAUAUAGUCAACAUAUAUAAUAAUCUGCAAAAUAUAAUUUAUUUACACACGAUCUCUACUAUUGCUCAAAAUGUACUAUUCAAGAAUUAAAAUUAACAAAAAAAUCAAAACAUAGUAUAUAUGAAAAAUGCUAUUAUUUUACAUCAAUGAGAUUUAAUUAUGCACAGUGUUUCAAAAUUUUUAAUCAUGUAAAGAAAUGGCAAGAGAUAACAAAAGAAAUAUUUCUUUUAUUUAAUAAACUUAUAUCU
Molecule: messenger RNA, 2773 nt
Organism: Eufriesea mexicana
Lineage: Eukaryota; Metazoa; Arthropoda; Insecta; Hymenoptera; Apidae
Product: rabphilin-3A
Exons: 10
Coding region: 81-2474 (797 amino acids)
Biological process (GO): regulation of calcium ion-dependent exocytosis; intracellular protein transport; spontaneous neurotransmitter secretion
Cellular component (GO): synapse
Molecular function (GO): small GTPase binding
Source: RefSeq, a predicted model, not a curated record